AUGCUCAAGGGUACUCAGCCACCUAUCUGGUAAACUCCAGGCAGACUCUAAUACUAUAAGGCAGAAAUGGAACCUUAUCUUCCAGACGAGAUCAAGUGGCAAAUCAGAAUGCCAAACAGAAUCGCUAUGAGAGAACUCAAGAACACCUACCUUGAUUAGAUUCAGCAAGAGACUCACAAGUUCGUGCAAGAAAAAAUUAAGCACAAUCUUUUGAACCCAUCUAAAGGUUUAUCUCUAGAUUUAUCAGUCAAAGAAGCAGAGAUUCUCAUGAGUGCCAACAGAAGUGUUAGGGACCUAGCUGAUAAGGGUGAGUUACAAAAGAUCCACAAGAGAUUCAAUGAUUUGCAUGAAAGAAUUGAGAUCGAUUAUCAAAAUGUUAGAAACAGCAUUGGACAAGUUCUUUUGCAAAUCGAGGAAAAAGAGAAUUAAAUUGUAGAUUAAUUGAGAGAAUUGGGAGUCUAAAAGCUUCGCAGACAUGAUGGCCAUUUCGAUGAUCCAAAGUUCUUCGAUGCAAUGGGACUUUCAUUUGGUCACCCUUCAUUCAACAACCUCAUCAUGGUCGAGACAGCAAUCCAAAACGGACAUCCAAACGCUGAGCAACUCAAGCCAAUCCAAGCAAAGCUCCAUGCUUACAUGGGACUUCAAGCUAGAUAUUUCGAAAUCAAGGUCGAAUUGAGAGAGGAAUAUGUAAAGAAGGUAGCCAAGGGUGAUCCAUACGCUCUUGAGGAGUUAAAGAAACUUACCAAUCACAGAGACAGAUUCCAAGGAAACUAUAACAGAUACCAACCACUAGGUGACCCAGAGUAUCAAGUAUAUAUCAACAUUCUUGGAGAGAUCUAUAACACUAAGAUUAGAAAGGUCAUUGAGGACUUCACUGAAUACGAGAAAGCCUACAAUGAGAGGGAAAGAGUCUAUCACCACUUCAUGAGUGAGCAAACAAAUGAAGCUCUAACUACCUUCAAAGAAGAGCUCCUAUAACAUCUUGCUGGUAGCAUUGUAGUAAAGGAGCACAGAGAGAGAUAUCAAAAGGAGCAAUUCGAUAGAUUUUUAUCCUCAAUGGCUGACUUGAAUCUCUAGAAGAACAACUAAACUCUUUAGUAAUUCUGUAGCGAGUACUCUAGAUUGAUUGAGCACAAUAUAUUCCUUUCACACAACUGCAGCUCCCCACACAUUGAAGCAAACUACGAUGACUACCAAGAGAGAACUGUCAGACCACUAAAUGCCACUAUUUUCUACUACUUCUUUACUGGAGACAGAAGAAGCAGAACCAUCGCACAAUGGAUGCUGAGUGCCAUUAGAUAUCCAAAUGAUAAAGUAAGAAGAGCUUACAUGAGAUUCUUUGCUUGA
This is a messenger RNA of Stylonychia lemnae, 1347 nucleotides long. The record is from the annotation of a GenBank genome assembly. NCBI's taxonomy places the organism in Eukaryota, Ciliophora, Spirotrichea, Sporadotrichida, Oxytrichidae.